Messenger RNA from Pistacia vera, 1120 nucleotides. RefSeq names its product GATA transcription factor 28-like. The transcript has 7 exons. Gene Ontology annotation, molecular function: zinc ion binding; protein binding; sequence-specific DNA binding. The record is from RefSeq and is a predicted model, not a curated record. Lineage: Eukaryota; Viridiplantae; Streptophyta; Magnoliopsida; Sapindales; Anacardiaceae. Gene Ontology annotation, biological process: regulation of DNA-templated transcription. The coding region runs from base 52 to 954 and encodes 300 amino acids.
CUUAAUUUUUUAUAUUGAUCUUCUUCAAAUUUGUAAUGAUUUAAAAUAACAAUGCCAAACUCAAACCACCAAGCUUCAAUGUACCCCUGUGGGCCCAUGAUUUCUCACCAAGAAGAAGAAGAUGAUGAUGAAGAUGUUGCCAAUGGAGAGGAGUCCAUUGAUAACCCUCCCCAGAUUCACUACCAAAACGACACAGUCGUCUCGGUUAUGAAUGGUGGUGUUCAAAAUAUUGUUCCUCUUUCAAACGGUUCCUUUGUGCCUGGUUCCGACUUCUCUGCCGUUCCUGCCGGUAAUGGCGCUUCUGAUCAGCUUACGCUGUCGUUUCAGGGCGAGGUUUAUGUGUUUGACGCCGUUUCGCCUGAUAAGGUGCAGGCAGUGUUGUUACUUUUGGGCGGAUAUGAAAUCCCUUCUGCCAUUCCUGCCAUUGGGACAGUCCCAGUAAAUCAAAAGGACGGUCUUGACUUUUCUGCUAGGUCAAUUCAACCACAGAGAGUUGCAUCUUUAAACCGGUUCCGAGAGAAGAGAAAAGAGAGGUGCUUUGAUAAGAAAAUUCGAUACAACGUGCGAAAAGAAGUGGCACUUAGGAUGCAGCGUAAGAAGGGCCAGUUCACAUCAGCAAAAGCUAGUUCUGAUGAAGUGGGUUCAACUUCUUCAGGUUGGAAUGGAGCGGGACCAGAUGAAAGUGCACAGGAAAUUUCAUGUACUCACUGUGGAAUCAGUUCCAAAUCCACUCCAAUGAUGCGUCGUGGGCCUGCUGGUCCAAGGUCUCUCUGCAAUGCAUGUGGGCUCAAGUGGGCUAACAAGGGAGUUUUGAGAGAGGUUUCCAGGAAUCCAGUGAUUGGUGUCGAAGAUCCUUCUGCUAAGACAACUGAACAGAGUGAUGGCGAAGCUGAUGCCAACGACAUGAGGGCAGCUGCUAAUGGUGAUAACUCAGCUAUGCCUGCUGAGCAGUGAGUAACAAACCAUCUCUGUGCUAUGUUGAAACUUAUGUAAAAUAGAUAUCUGUGUAAUAAGUUUCCAUCACAGUUCAACUGGUGUAUAUAAUCCGUUUGUUAUAGAAAAUGUAUUCUAUUCUAUUCUAUUAUUGGGCUGGCAUGAAAAAGGGAUUCUCUUACUCUUA